This is a messenger RNA of Fusarium pseudograminearum CS3096, 1293 nucleotides long. RefSeq lists its product as uncharacterized. Gene Ontology annotation, cellular component: cytoplasm. Gene Ontology annotation, molecular function: argininosuccinate synthase activity; ATP binding. Bases 1 to 1293 code for a protein of 430 amino acids. Gene Ontology annotation, biological process: L-arginine biosynthetic process; urea cycle. The transcript has 6 exons. NCBI's taxonomy places the organism in Eukaryota, Fungi, Ascomycota, Sordariomycetes, Hypocreales, Nectriaceae. The record is from RefSeq and is a predicted model, not a curated record.
AUGUCAAAAGGCCGUGUUUGUCUUGCCUACUCUGGAGGCCUCGAUACCUCUACGAUCCUAAAAUGGCUCAUCCUUGAGGGAUAUGAGGUCGUGUGUUUCCUCGCCGAUGUUGGCCAAGUUGAGGACUUUGGCGCCGUUGAGAAGAAGGCUCUCGCUCUCAGUGCUGAGCAUAUGAUCAUUGAGAACCUACAGAAGGAGUUCGUCGAACAAAUCGUCUUCCGAGCGAUUCAGUGCAACGCCAUCUACGAGGAUCGAUAUCUUCUUGGAACCGCUCUUGCUCGACCCGUCAUUGCUCGUGCCCAGGUCCGCGUCGCUGAGAAGUACAACUGCAACCUUCUGAGCCAUGGCUGCACUGAACGAGUAUGGCAUGGAAAUCUCAAAAAACGAAUCAUGCGACUAACAUACUCUUUUAGCCAAGUUCGUUUCGAGCUCGCCUUCAAGGCCUGCAACCCUUCGAUCAAGGUUAUUACCCCUUGGCGACUACCCGAAUUCUGUGAGAAGUUCCAGGGCCGACAAGAUCUUCUCAAGUUCGCUGCCGAGAACAACAUCCCCGUCUCAUCCACCCCAAAGGCUCCUUGGAGCCAAGACGAGAAUCUUGUUCACUGCUCGUAUGAGGCUGGCAUCCUCGAGGAUCCUGACCACACCCCUCCCAAGGACCUAUGGACCCAGACAGUCGACCCUCUCGAAGCCCCCGACAAGCCUUUCGACUUUACCGUCCACUUCGAGAAGGGCCUACCUGUCAAGGUCGCAACCCCUGACCAGGAGGCCACUGACUCAGUAGAGCUCUUCAAGCUUCUCAACAAGAUUGGGCAUGAUCACGGCGUUGGCCGAAUUGACAUUGUCGAGAACCGAUGGAUCGGACUCAAGAGCCGUGGCUGCUACGAUACCCCUGGCUUGACCAUUGCUCGUCUCGCUCACGUUGAUCUUGAGGGCCUCGUCCUUGACUCCAAGGUCCGCAAGCUUCGAGAUCAAUUUGUGACUGUUGAGUGGUCUCAGUGCCUCUACAACGGCAUGUACUUCUCUCCUGAGCGUGAGUGGCUCGACGAGGCCAUUGUCUCUGCUCAGAAGGGCGUCAAUGGCCAGGUCCGUCUCCGAGUGUACAAAGGCAAUGUCUACGUUCUCGGACGAUCGAGUGAGACCAGCUCCCUCUACUCCCAGGAGGAUGCUUCCAUGGACAGCCUUGAUACCUUCUCUCCCAUGGAUAGCACUGGCUUCAUCGCUAUCCAGUCCAUUCGAUUGGAGAAGUAUGGCGCUCAAAAAGCCAAAGACGGUCAACCUCUCAGCCAGUCUUGA